This is a messenger RNA of Perca fluviatilis (European perch), 1318 nucleotides long. Its product is annotated as immunoglobulin lambda-1 light chain-like. Bases 1 to 1050 code for a protein of 349 amino acids. NCBI's taxonomy places the organism in Eukaryota, Metazoa, Chordata, Actinopteri, Perciformes, Percidae. The transcript has 8 exons. The record is from RefSeq and is a predicted model, not a curated record.
AUGGGGGGUCCGGGACCCCCCCAGACCCCCAUCAUUUCGAACCCUGGUAGUGACGUGGGACUCAUUCAGCUGGAAGACGUGCUCUCCACUGACAUGUUUAGCACACUCCUUUAUCUGUCGCUUCUUUUACACUCAGGUCUCACUGUGGUAGUUCUUCAGUCUGGAGAUCAAGUGUCCCUCCCAGGAUUGACAGUGAACUUUGAGUGCAGCAUGGGUCCAGGGUUCAGCAUGGGCAGCUACACCAUGCUCUGGUAUCGACAAAACCAGCACGGAGCACUGCUGGAGUUCCUCACCAAAGAGUACGACCAAACUGAGGGACGCUUCCAGCCGUCUCUGGAAACAUCCAAGAACAACUUCUCUCUACAGAUUACUGGGCUGCUCCUGAAUGACAGCAGCACUUACUACUGUGCUGCCAGUCACAGUGAUGCACACAGACCACACAGUCAUACAAAUAACUGUCACAGGUCUCUGUGCUCCUACAACGAGGCUUUCUUUGGAGCUGGAACUAAACUCACUGUUUUAGAACCAAACCUUGAAAUCACCGAACCAACAGUGAAAGUGCUUCCACCUUCAGAAAAGGAGUGUCAAAAGCAGAAAGACGAUUCGAGGAAGAAGACCAUCGUUUGUGUGGCCAGUGGAUUCUACCCAGACCAUGUCAGUGUUGAAUGGAAGGUCAACGGGAUUAAUGAAACCAACGGUGUGGCGACUGAUAACGAUGCCCUGCGGGAAGGCAACAAGUUUUACAGAAUCACCAGCAGGCUGAGUGUCUCUGUAGAAGACUGGUUCACACCCGGCAAAAGUUUCACCUGCAUCGUCAAGUUCUUCGAUGGAACAGCAACAACCAGUCAUGAAGAUACAGUUGUGGGUGUUCAAGGUAAAGGUGAAAACGUCAUGACAAGAGAGUAUUAUCUGAAGAUCUCACAGACGGCCAAACUCUCCUACGCUCUUCUAAUCGUCAAGAGCAGCCUCUAUGGAGCCUUUGUGGCCUUUCUGGUGUGGAAGCUUCAGAGAUCAGCCCGGAAAACGGAACAACUGAGAGCUGAGGUCUGAGCCAACCUUAGUUUCUGUAAAUAACAUUUGUAGAACAUAUUAUAUGGUUAUAUUUCCACAACUGUGUACGUCACAACAUAUUUGCAUUCAUAUAUAAAUAAGCCAACCAAAUUCUGCUACCAAUAGAGGAGCAUAUUCUCGUUACUUUUUAACGCCAAAACUGGCAUGGAAGUAAGUUUGGUGUAGAUCAUUUUAUAAUCUCUUGUAUGUUUGUGGUCGUGAACUAUUUGAUGCUUCAUUUUCUACUCAAUAAAAGUAUGUCAGAGGA